AUGGCAGAUGAUCAUGAGAAAAAGGAAGAAAAUGAUUGUGACGAUAAUAGGAUUCCGGUCACGACGACCACCACCAAGAACGCCUUGAUAACGACGCAGGUGGGCCCCUGCGAGAACUAUCCGCAUCGUGUCAAAGUUUCGAUCAUAGGUACCGGAAAAAUCGGCAUGGCUUGCGCGGUAACGAUUCUAAUGAGGAGAAUGGCCAGCGAAGUAUGCCUGAUCGAUAAGGACGGCGAGAAAGCCAUGGCGGAGGCUGCUGACAUUCAACACGCCGGAGUUUUCAUUGGAAAUCCACUCGUGACGGGUCAUUCGGAUAUCACCGUCGUGAAGGAAUCCGCCGUCGUGAUAAUAGCCAUCGAGCCGAAUCCCGGUCAGAAAUCGGACGUCGAUCGUAACCUCGGAUUGUUUCGAAAAAUCGUACCCGGUAUAGCGAAGCACGCCUGCAAGGCAAUUUUACUCGUGGCGACCCAGCCGGUUGACGUGAUGUCGUACAUUACUUGGAAGUUGUCCAAGUUCCCGUCGAGUCGCGUCGUCGGUACGGGUACCCUCGUGGACAGUAUGAGGCUUCAAAAUUACCUGGGCAAAAAAUUGGGCAUCGCAAAUGCCUCCGUCAGCUGCAUGAGCAUCGGAGCGCAAGGUGACACCUCAGUGGCCGUUUGGUCCGGCGUACACGUAGCCGGAAUGAAACUGAGGGACAUCAAUCCCAGAAUGGGCGAAGCCGACGAUCCCGAAAAAUGGAACGACGUCGCCCGGGCGGUCAACGAUUGCGACGCGAACCUCAACGAAAAGAUGGGCGAGAGGGGCCCGGCGUGUUGGGCCAUCGGAUUUUCAGCGGCUGAGAUCGUCGAUGCGAUCGUUCGGAACACAAAAGUCGUAUUACCGAUAUCAACUUACAUUCACAGUUGUUCCCACGGGAUGGACAAGGACGUUUACAUGUCGAUACCGUGCGUGAUCGGAAAGGACGGGGUCUACCACACGGUGAGACAGAAAUUAACGGAUUCCGAAAAAUUGGCGGUACAGAAGUGCGCCGACGAUAUAAGAAACGUGCUCAGGACUUGCGGUAUCCUUCGGGAACCUCGCGACGACGUUGACGAGGAGUAGAGAGAGAGAGAGAGACGAGUCGACGGGAAGAAAAAAUUCGUGCACAAAAUUAUUUUGUCUCAAUUUUUUUUUG
Molecule: messenger RNA, 1174 nt
Organism: Athalia rosae (coleseed sawfly)
Lineage: Eukaryota; Metazoa; Arthropoda; Insecta; Hymenoptera; Athaliidae
Product: L-lactate dehydrogenase-like
Exons: 7
Coding region: 1-1101 (366 amino acids)
Biological process (GO): carboxylic acid metabolic process
Molecular function (GO): oxidoreductase activity, acting on the CH-OH group of donors, NAD or NADP as acceptor
Source: RefSeq, a predicted model, not a curated record